CCCUCGUUACUACUUUUAAAACAUGGCGACUUGUGGCACGUACGAGGAUACCCAUACGGAGUGCAGCAUUUGUUUGGAGCCCUACAAGGGCCCAGCGUUGCUGUCAUGUCACCAUACGGUGUGUUCGCUGUGUCUCACAUCUCUGCUUAGCCUUCAGGGCGACGAAUUUCAAAGAGCGACUUACAGGGUCGACGAUAAAAGGAUAGAAGAUACUGUGACAACUGUCAUCUGUCCUGUCUGUCGAAAUGUGUCAACUGCUUCAUCUCCUGGUUUCACCGAUUUUCAGAGAAAUGUUUGUGAGAAGAAGAGUAACAGCCAGAUGUCAACAGUGGCCUGUGACCUUUGCGAGGAAGGUCGAGAAACAAUCGUUCACUGCUCACAGUGUCUAGAAAAUAUUUGCCAGCAGUGCCGACCUCUCCACGACAGAUAUAACAAAAGUCACAGCGUUACAAGUCCCUCCGGGCAACCAUCUUUCAGAGACGAGGUGCAAGACAGGGCCGAGAAACAGGCUUCUAUUGUGACGGCCAUACUGGCUCGUCUGGAACAGGAAGAAAGACAACUGGAAAAACAAGGAGUAGCGCUGGAAGACGACAUCAACGCACGCUGUUCUGUCGGCUUGCUAGAGAUGGUGAAAGCGAGAGACAAAUGCCUUAGUGACCUGAAGGUUAUAGUGCGGGGGCACCAGCUACGACUACUCGAGGAGAAGACAGCUCUUGCUGCCAGAUACGAAAACCUCCAGCGCAUCGUGUCGUCGGCCCGAGAUUCGUCGGUACCUCUCCAAACAUUGCAGGCAGGUCUACUAGAGGACGAAGCCGUACACGACUUGCAGAGGCGACUCGGCAGUGCCACACAUACACAGUACGUAGUCUACACGAAGAACGAGGACAUCUCGCCUCACAACAUUGUGCAAGACUUCAUGGGUUCCGUAGUUUCUCCGCAAAAUGACAACAGCACAAAGAACACAUGUUUUGUUGACGGCGCUGUCGGUCCCGAUGAGAGCUGUUCCUCAGAUGGUACACAAAUAUGUCCUCCAUUAUCAGCUGAAGGGGCCAUCACAGAGAGCAUGAAAAAUGCAAACAACAUGGACAACAAGGUUGGAACACUGAUCAACAAGGUGGAUAGUCUUAUAGCACAGAUGGACGAUAUGAAGAAUGAAAACAAAGAUCUGCAGAGCAAGCUACUGUCCCUUCAGAACCUAAUGUUUCAGCAGAACAAGGACUACAGAGCAGUGCGCGACAAGCACACAAAACUUCAGCAGGAAGUGACCUCAGUGAAGGAGUCGAACUCCGCGUUGUACCACGAUAUGUCUUCUUUACGAGAACAGAUUUCAGAACUCCUUAAUAACGGGAAAAAACAAGAUGACAAUUUUUCCGAGCUUCACGAGGACUGUGCUACGUCACAGGCAAAGCUUAUAGUCCUGGAGCAAGAAGUCGGCGAGCUACUUCAAAAUAAGGGCCAGACCAUGGCAUUGUCUCAGCUUGAAAAAGAUGUGAAACUGUCAAAGGAAGGACUGAACACUCUUCAGCGCGAGUUGUCAGUGCUAAAAAGUUCUCAUGGCCAAAUAUCUUCACUCCAAAGCAGUACCACACUCAUCAAGAAUGAGCAGGCAUCACUUGCAGGGAAACUGGAGCAGCUCACAGCACACAUUAAAAAGGCUGAGAAGGUCGUGGCGUUCCAUGCUGUGGUGAAUAAAAAAUUUACAUUGUCGUCUGACCAAGUCAUCAUCGCUGAUCACGUUAUCACCAACAACGGAGCCGCUUACAACAAAACGACUGGAAUCUUCACAGCGCCAGUGGCUGGAAUCUACACUUUUUUGGCCACAGCAUGUUCGACUGAGGAAAUUGCUAGAGUCGAUGUGAUCAUUGAUGAUUGUCGAGUUGCCCAUACCCACGCUGCUGCAGGCAGUCGCGCCACCUGUCAUGCGAUUGUGGAACUAAAAAGUGGACAGAAAGUCUGCAUGAAAACGUAUGACUCCAAGAGUAUUACCUUUGAUGCAGGCUGGACAACGUCCUUCAGUGGGACUCUUCUGAAGGUCAACGAUUUAUCUACGCCAUAGGUGGUGGAGAUAGUUUCGGCUGAGCAGAAAUCCGUCUAAUCUACAACAGAGAUUCUCAACCUUUUCCGCGACUGCACCCUUAAUAGGCGAAAGCAUGUCCACGGACACUCCUCGCGCGUAAGUUCGUUCAUAAAAGUAUUUAUUUCCAUAAUGGAGUGUACUUAUUUAUGUCGCUGCGUACUCCUAGGGUACGCGCAGCACCUGCUGAAAACAGCGGGUCUACAAGAUAGGAAACGUGUGAUACAUUAAGACUGAGUCGCGGGAAGCAGUUCUGGAGAUAAUCUACCCAUUUACUUACCAUAGCUUGCUCCUUUCUUUGGUGCCAUAUACCUGCUGUAGAACACCUGGGAUCAGAUACCUAACUUCUUUACCUAACUUCGCAAAGUUGGAAACAAACUGUGUGAAUUUGUCAGUUUUAAUUUAGCUCAUUGUUGUAGAUAAUACAAAUCUACACUUCUGCUUUCUGAACUUUGUAAUAAAGAAAAUAUUUUCAGAUAUCUCAAUGUCACACCCACACCGUCUGACAACACAAAGAACGUAUUUUGUCAGGGCUUUCCCGUACGGCGCAUCAAUCAAAUAUAUUAAACAUUAGAAAACUAUGAAUGGAGCCCUCAGGAGAAGAGGAGAGUUGGGAGGGCAAAGCAGGCUUAAAAAUGAUCAGUAGAGUGUGAGGCUUAGGAUGCCAGUCCGUAAAUCGUCACUUGACCGGCACCUGUGGUUGAGGGGAGCACAUAGACGAGGCAGUAGGGAAAGGACCCUAAACCGAGUCUCUGGAGAGGUGUUGUUGCAGCACUAUGCUCCUCGAGGAGUAGAAAGGAGUACCUAAUUUCAUCUUAAAAUCUUUGAAGUCACAGUGACAUAGCGAGUUCUCCCCUGUCUCAAGUCCUUGGUGUUUUAUGUGAAAGAUGUUUUACUUUAUUGCACUCUUGAGAUGUGUUUAAUACUUUUGAUUUUUACUAUGAAUCUUCAUGUAAUGUGAUAAGCUGUACUGUAAUUCUAAGGUGGGCGCACUCUCGCUUUCAAACUUUUAUUAUUAUUAUUAAAUACUUAUCAUUGAACUUACUUUUGCGCUUUGCCUGUUUGGAAACACUUUGGAAAUAGACUAUUCCUCCCUUCUGAACGAAAGAUCAACUGUGCUGAGUUAUACUUUAGUUCCCCAAAUCAAUAAGUACACUUAGUUGCUGGCUCAUCAGCAACUAAGACUAAUUCUAACCAACACUUAAAAAAAAAAUUAUAAAAUUUGCUACAUAAUGCCACACAGCACUAGAUAAUACCAUUUGCUAUUAAACUAAAAUUUAAUUAUAAUAUACGAUACCGUUUUCCAAUGCGUCUUCAUAUUACGGCAGUAUUUAAUUUCAUUCACAAGCAAAUAAUGUACACUACCUUAUCAGCCUCUUCAAAUAUCUAUGUCAGUACACACUGAACUUUAUGGACACUUGCAUAAUCAGUAGCGCGAAAAGUGUGUAUUCUACUUUAUGUACAGUCUUUGCUGUCAAUGUGAUACACAGCAUAAACCAUCUCUGUAGACUAAUCGCCCACUGCAAAAGCCAUGAGUUAAAUAAGCACAUAAAAUAAAAUCAAGAGCAUCAAACAGA
This is a messenger RNA of Pomacea canaliculata, 3651 nucleotides long. RefSeq lists its product as uncharacterized. Bases 23 to 2056 code for a protein of 677 amino acids. Gene Ontology annotation, molecular function: metal ion binding; protein binding. The transcript has 4 exons. Lineage: Eukaryota; Metazoa; Mollusca; Gastropoda; Architaenioglossa; Ampullariidae. The record is from RefSeq and is a predicted model, not a curated record.